This is a messenger RNA of Budorcas taxicolor (takin), 3158 nucleotides long. It is a transcript of the gene AGAP3, whose product is annotated as ArfGAP with GTPase domain, ankyrin repeat and PH domain 3. Gene Ontology annotation, biological process: proteasome-mediated ubiquitin-dependent protein catabolic process. Lineage: Eukaryota; Metazoa; Chordata; Mammalia; Artiodactyla; Bovidae. The transcript is spliced from 18 exons. Gene Ontology annotation, cellular component: nucleus. The record is from RefSeq and is a predicted model, not a curated record. Bases 1 to 2679 code for a protein of 892 amino acids. Gene Ontology annotation, molecular function: protein binding; GTP binding; GTPase activator activity.
AUGAACUUCCAGGCGGGCGGGGGACAGAGCCCGCAGCAGCAGCAGAGCCUGGCGGCGCCGGGAGGCAGCGGCGGCGGCGGCGCGGGGGGCGGCGGGCAGUUCGGCGGCGCAGGGCCGGGGGCCGGGGGCGGCGGCGGCCCCUCGCAGCAGCUGGCCGGCGGGCCCCCCCAGCAGUUCGCGCUCUCCAACUCGGCGGCCAUCCGGGCCGAGAUCCAGCGCUUCGAGUCCGUGCAUCCCAAUAUCUACGCCAUCUACGACCUGAUCGAGCGCAUCGAGGACCUGGCGCUGCAGAAUCAGAUCCGGGAGCACGUCAUCUCCAUCGAGGACUCCUUUGUGAACAGCCAGGAGUGGACCCUGAGCCGCUCAGUGCCGGAGCUUAAAGUGGGCAUUGUAGGGAACCUGUCUAGUGGGAAGUCGGCCCUGGUGCACCGCUAUCUGACGGGGACCUAUGUCCAGGAGGAGUCCCCUGAAGGGGGUCGGUUUAAGAAGGAGAUUGUGGUGGAUGGCCAGAGUUACCUGCUACUGAUCCGAGAUGAAGGAGGCCCCCCCGAGCUCCAGUUUGCUGCCUGGGUGGACGCAGUGGUGUUUGUGUUCAGCCUGGAGGAUGAGAUCAGCUUCCAGACGGUGUACAACUACUUCCUGCGCCUCUGCAGCUUCCGCAACACCAGCGAGGUGCCCAUGGUGCUGGUGGGCACACAGGACGCCAUCAGUGCCGCGAACCCGCGGGUCAUCGAUGACAGCCGGGCCCGCAAGCUGUCCACAGACUUGAAGCGAUGCACCUACUACGAGACGUGUGCCACCUACGGGCUCAACGUGGAGCGCGUCUUCCAGGACGUGGCCCAGAAGGUAGUGGCCUUGCGGAAGAAGCAGCAGCUGGCCAUCGGGCCCUGCAAGUCACUGCCCAACUCCCCCAGCCACUCGGCCGUGUCCGCCGCCUCCAUCCCGGCCGUACACAUCAACCAGGCCACGAAUGGCGGCAGCAGCGCCUUCAGCGACUACUCGGCCUCAGUCCCCUCCACGCCCAGCAUCAGCCAGCGGGAGCUGCGCGUGGAGACCAUCGCUGCCUCCUCCACCCCCACACCCAUCCGCAAGCAGUCCAAGCGGCGCUCCAACAUCUUCACGUCUCGAAAGGGUGCCGACUUGGACCGGGAGAAGAAGGCAGCCGAGUGCAAGGUGGACAGCAUCGGGAGCGGUCGGGCCAUCCCCAUCAAACAGGGCAUCCUGCUCAAGCGGAGUGGCAAGUCCCUGAACAAGGAAUGGAAGAAGAAGUAUGUGACCCUGUGUGACAACGGGCUGCUCACCUACCACCCCAGCCUGCACGACUACAUGCAGAACAUCCACGGCAAGGAGAUCGACCUGCUGCGGACCACUGUCAAGGUGCCCGGGAAGCGCCUGCCGCGAGCCACGCCGGCCACAGCCCCUGGCACCAGCCCCCGGGCCAACGGGCUGGCCUUGGAGCGGAGUAGCACGCAGCUGGGCGGGGGCACAGGUACCCCCCACCCGGCUGGCAGCCCAGCCUGGGCCGGUCCACGUCCCGAGGGGCUGCACCAGCGCGCCUGCUCUGUGUCCAGUGCUGACCCGUGGACUGAGGCCGCUGCCCUGCCCCCAGCCAGUGGCCCCGCUGAGGUGCUCAGCUCCAGCCCCAAGCUGGAGCCCCCCCCAUCUCCCCACUCCAACCGGAAGAAGCACCGGAGGAAAAAGAGCACCGGGACCCCCCGACCAGACGGCCCCAGCAGUGCUGCUGAAGAGGCCGAGGAGUCGUUCGAGUUCGUGGUGGUGUCCCUCACCGGGCAGACGUGGCACUUCGAGGCCUCGACGGCCGAGGAGCGGGAGCUGUGGGUGCAGAGUGUGCAGGCCCAGAUCCUCGCCAGCCUGCAGGGCUGCCGCAGCGCCAAGGACAAGACUCGACUGGGGAACCAGAACGCAGCUCUGGCCGUGCAGGCCGUGCGCACCGUCCGGGGCAACAGCUUCUGUAUUGACUGCGACGCCCCCAAUCCAGACUGGGCCAGCCUGAACCUGGGCGCGCUCAUGUGCAUCGAGUGCUCUGGGACGCACCGGCAUUUGGGAGCUCACCUUUCCCGGGUCCGUUCACUUGACCUCGACGACUGGCCACCUGAGCUGCUGGCCGUCAUGACCGCCAUGGGCAACGCCCUGGCCAACAGCGUCUGGGAGGGGGCCCUGGAUGGCUAUGCUAAACCGGGGCCCGACGCCUGCAGAGAGGAGAAGGAGCGCUGGAUCCGGGCCAAGUAUGAGCAGAAGCUCUUCCUGGCCCCACUGCCCAGCUCGGACGUGCCGCUGGGCCAGCAGCUGCUCCGGGCGGUGGUGGAGGACGACCUGCGGCUGCUGGUGACACUCCUGGCGCACGGGUCCAAGGAGGAGGUGAACGAGACCUACGGUGACGGGGACGGGCGGACGGCCCUGCACCUGUCCAGCGCCAUGGCCAAUGUGGUCUUCACGCAGCUGCUUAUCUGGUACGGGGUGGACGUGCGGAGCCGGGAUGCCCGCGGCCUGACCCCGCUGGCCUACGCUCGCCGCGCCGGCAGCCAGGAGUGUGCCGACAUCCUCAUCCAGCACGGCUGCCCCGGGGAGGGCUGCGGCGUGACCCCUGCCCCCAGCAGAGAGCCGGCCAAUGGCACUAGCACCUCCGCCGAGCUGCACCGCAGCCCCAGCCUCCUGUGAGCCCCGGGAGGAGGCUGGAGGGGCCAGGACUGGCGCCGGGGCACGGGCACCCACCUCCCUCCAGGCCCUGGGGGAGACGAGAGACACAGAGGCUGAGACCCAAGGACCCGGGAAGAGUCUGGGAGGAGAGCCAGACGGGAAGGUCAGAGGAGACGCCCGGGACUCCAGCCACUGCAGGUGUUUGGCCCCUGCCCGGCCGGCGCUGCUGCAAAGGGACAGGACGCUUUGGGGGUGCUGUGAGAGGAGGGGAGCAGGACCUCGCCCUCCUCCAGGUUCCCGCCUUCUCGUGCCAGCCCCUCGUAGGGCCCCCGACCCAGAGACGGGAGCCUGGGUGGGCCAGAGGUCCCAUGUAAAUGUGUACAUUGCAAUAUUUAUGUUUGUGUACAUACUUGGUGUGUGUGUGUGAUGAGCCAAUAAACCAGACCGUGUGUGGGGGGGGACUGGCUGUGGCCUUUCAUCUCCCCACCCUUCUGAGAAAA